Cyphellophora attinorum is the source of this 750-nucleotide messenger RNA. RefSeq names its product Vacuolar protein sorting-associated protein 21. Bases 1 to 750 code for a protein of 249 amino acids. Gene Ontology annotation, molecular function: GTP binding; GTPase activity. The transcript is spliced from 3 exons. The record is from RefSeq and is a predicted model, not a curated record. Lineage: Eukaryota; Fungi; Ascomycota; Eurotiomycetes; Chaetothyriales; Cyphellophoraceae.
AUGACGGACGCUCCGAAGCCCAGUAGCAGCGUCAAGCUUGUACUACUGGGAGAAGCAGCGGUUGGAAAGUCAUCACUUGUCCUUCGAUUCGUCAAUAAUGACUUCCAAGAGAACAAAGAGCCGACUAUUGGCGCCGCCUUUCUGACGCAGAAGAUAUCGCUCCCAAACCGGAUCAUCAAGUUCGAGAUUUGGGACACGGCAGGUCAGGAGAGAUUCGCUUCGUUGGCACCUAUGUACUACCGCAACGCGCAAGCGGCACUUGUCGUAUACGACCUGACCAAGCCCACAUCCCUGACUAAGGCUAAACAUUGGGUCGCCGAACUACAGAGGCAGGCCUCCCCAGGCAUCGUCAUUGCACUGGUGGGCAACAAACUCGAUCUCUGCGCCGAAACCUCGAGCGACGCUUCAGGUGAUGAUUCCGAGGCUGCGACUGAAGACAGUCCGGAAGCCGAGACAGAGGCCGAUGCUACAGAAGAUGGUGAUGCACGAAAAGUCUCCACCAGGGAAGCCAAGCAAUACGCUGAAGAAGAGAGCCUGCUGUUCUUCGAGACCAGCGCAAAGACCGGCACCAAUGUCUCCGAAGUCUUCACAGCUAUCGCAAACGCUAUCCCAGAGACCUCGCUGAAGGGUACCCGAGGCGCGGGCAGCGGCACGCAAGCCGCACUUUCAGGUGCCGCAAACCGAGCCGACGAGGCACGGGUGAAUCUCACAGACCGUGCCAAAACACAGAAGGACAACUGUGCGUGCUGA